GAGUAAUAAAAAUUUAGAGUUAGGACAAUUACAAGACAAUAAAAAGCAAAGAGUUAUGGACGUCCGGAUGCUCUCGGGCACUUAAGCCACGACUAGCAUGCCUUGUGAACAAAGGAAUCACCUUAAAAGCAACAGCCUGUUGCAUAUACAAAACACUUCAUGAUUAUGCAUAUAUUUUAUUUAAAACAAGAACUUCGUCUGGUACUUGCCAAAAAGUUUCUGUUAAUUCCCAGGCGCCUUUGAGUCUCAGUCAGGCUUGAAGAAGUUCAUUUCUGUUGAUAAGGAAAGCCAUAAAUUCCUCUCCUCUGGAAAAUUUAGGGGUUUCUGUAAUUGUUAUCCUUGUGCGAAGAAUUCCUUGAUUAUUUCUUGAGAUAGUUAAAAAGAAUCUUACAUAGUAUAGUUUCUAUUUUAACAUUGUGUUAUAACCUAAAAAUACAUUCAACACACUACUUGAGAGAAUUAAUACAGCAUAACUUUCCAACAUUACACAUAUAAUAUUCAUUGUAACUAUUGCGUAAAGCCAAUCAUAAAAUAUGCAUUUUUCACAUAUAGACAAUAACGCGGCCUGUUCUUGCCCACAAGCAGCUGCAGAACUUGCCCAUUACGAUCAUUCCGUCGAGCUGCGGGUUCCGGCGCCGCGCGGCUCCUGCUGAGGGCUGAGGGCGGGGGCCGGGCCCCGCUCCGUGCUCGCCGCCCGGCUCCGGCUUUGCCGCCCGGCUCCCGCGCUGCCGCCCGGCUCCCGCGCUGCCGCCCGGCUCCCGCGCUGCCGCCCGGCUCCCGCGCUGCCGCACCAGGACGGCGUUCAGGGCGGGAAGGGCCCGGCUGAGGCUGGCGUCGGCAGCAGCUGGCACAAAGGCUGAGGGGAACCUCCAGGCCUCCCCUCGCUCCUACCGGCGCUCCGCUGGUUUUUAAUCAGCUUCAAACAUCUCACCUCGUUAACUGGUGGGAGUAUUUGUCGUCUCUCUUUUCCCAGUCCUUUCAGAAGUGACACCUCACUGCAGAGCUAUUAAACCACUGAAAAAAAAAAUGACAGAAAGUUGUGGGCAGGAGCAGACAAGGUGGAAAACGACGGUCAUUAUGAGCACAGCUCUGCAGGAUCAUGACAUUUCUACAGUUCUGCAGAGGCAGCAACACCGAGUUCGAUAUUCAGAAUCAGUGGAAACUGGAUCUGUGAUUUUUCCUCUUUCUGGCAUUGCAUUUAUGCUGUCAGACACUCAAGACUUUCUUAGGACAGGGGAAGAAGAGUUUUCCAAAAGAAUUCAGAAGUUCAUAAAUAUCCAUCGGAACAGCUUUUUGGUUUUGUCAGCUGCUCUUCAUGGACCAGAAGAAUGGAGUGUCAUGUUCAGGAUUCAGAGAAGAUUCCUGGGCAGCAAUUUACGUGUAAUACCAGUUCAUAAUCCUGCUGAAACUGUUAAAUUAAUGCUAACUAUGGCUAAGGUAACUUCCAAGCCACAAGCAGAUGAUACUCGUUGCAAAAUAGACAUGACAAAAGCCCAAAUAAUAGAAAAAAGUCCAGUUUGGAAGAUGCUUCAGGAGUACCAAUGGCACUGUAAUUAACUUAAUAUUUGGUUUUUUAUUCAUAAAUAGAGUCCUACAUUUUAAACAAAAUAUAGAAUGUUCUUAAAAAUAUAGUUACAUUUCAAAAGACUACAUACAACAUAUGCAUUUGGCAUGAAAAUUUGUAUUAAAUAGCUAUACAGUGAAAAAUAGCAUACUUGAUACCAAAUGUGCUUUCUAGGAAGGGGAAGAAAGUGGUUUAGCUGUACUAUAGGAAAGUCAUCCUUAUUUUUAACUUGGUUCUGACCGUAGAGGCUCAUCUGUUUAUUAAUAAUUUCCCAAAAAAUUUACUAUAUCUUAAGGAAAGCUGUACGAUUAAAGAUAAGGAUGAUCAGAACAAUUCAAAAAUCCAGGUAUCCCUAAAAACAGCAGCUGUAUGUAUGCAACCUUACACUUCUGUUUUUUAAACAUAAGUGUUAUCUGUUACGUUACUAAGUUCUAACAUCUUACUUGGCUCAAAGUUGAUGUGUUUUUCUUCAAACCUGGUUUCCUUUGCCACAAUGUUUUUACUAUCUAUAGAUAGGAUAUUCUGUAGUGUUAUCUAUCUGUACCUUACAAUCCUGUCUGCAAAUAGAGAAGCUUGUUUGUCAACAUUAAAAUGUGCUAAUAAAAUAUCUUUUGCUUAAA
Messenger RNA from Vidua chalybeata, 2184 nucleotides. It is a transcript of the gene C9H1orf146, whose product is annotated as chromosome 9 C1orf146 homolog. The coding region runs from base 1027 to 1557 and encodes 176 amino acids. NCBI's taxonomy places the organism in Eukaryota, Metazoa, Chordata, Aves, Passeriformes, Viduidae. The record is from RefSeq and is a predicted model, not a curated record. Gene Ontology annotation, biological process: reciprocal meiotic recombination; synaptonemal complex assembly. The transcript is spliced from 5 exons. Gene Ontology annotation, cellular component: chromosome.